AUGGCGGACAUAGUGAAACAAAUCCUAGCAAAACCAAUUCAAUUGGCCGAUCAGGUGAUAAAAGCCUCCGGCGACACUAGCUCUUUCCGGCAGGAAUGCCUUGAAAUCAAGGUGAAAACCGAGAAACUCGCAGGGCUGCUACGGCAAGCCGCCAGGGCUAGCGGCGACCUGUAUGAGCGCCCGACCCGGCGGAUUAUCGACGAUACUGAGCAAGUACUCGAUAAGGCCUUAACCCUCGUGUUCAAAUGCCGGGCCAAUGGAUUGAGAAGAGUUUUCACAAUUAUCCCCACAGCAGCAUUAAGGAAAACCUCACAACAAUUGGAGAAUUCCAUAGGUGAUGUUUCAUGGCUUCUUCGAGUCUCAACACCGGCCAAUGAUCGGGACGAUGAUUAUCUCGGGCUGCCUCCUAUCGCGUCGAACGAGCCGAUUCUGUGCUUGAUAUGGGAGCAGAUUGCGAUUUUGUGUUCGGGUUCGUUGGAGGAACGUUCUGAUGCGGCUGCUUCACUUGUUUCGCUGGCUCGAGACAAUGAUAGGUAUGGAAAAUUGAUCAUUGAGGAAGGUGGGGUUGCACCAUUGUUGAAAUUGGCUAAGGAAGGAAGAAUGGAGGCUCAAGAAAAUGCUGCAAGGGCAAUAGGGCUAUUAGGCAGAGACCCUGAAUGUGUAGAACCCAUUGUUAAUGCUGGUGUUUGUUCCGUUUUUGCUAAAAUACUCAAAGAAGGGCAUAUGAAAGUUCAGGUUGUGGUGGCGUGGGCCGUAUCGGAAUUGGCUGCUCAUCAUCCGAAGUGCCAGGAUCAUUUCGCUCAGAAUAAUACGAUAAGAUUGCUUGUUAGUCAUCUAGCAUUCGAGACGAUUCAAGAACAUAGUAAGUAUGUCAUUGCAAGCAACAAACAAGCCAUGUCGAUUCACACGGUUGUGAUGGCUAAUUCCCAAUCGAUUGACCAGACGAGUAGUAAUAGGAACGAAGAUGACUUUCAAAGCACGAUUUCUCAUCCGACUGGGAAUGACAAGACAAGCCAAAUGCACAAUGUUGUUGCGAAUACUAUUGCUAUGAAGUCGAACGUACCUUCAAAAGGGAAUGUGCAGCUUCAAGCGAACAAUCCCGAGGCAAAUCAUAAGAAUGCGAAAACAAAUAAAAAUCAGGUGCACCAACAUAAUCAGCAGCAGCAGAGGCACCAAGUUGCCUUGACAGGAACUAGCAUUAAGGGUAGGGAAUUUGAAGACCCUGCUACUAAGGCAGAAAUGAAGGCAAUGUCUGCUAGGGCCCUUAGACACCUUUGUGCAGGGAACAUUACUAUUUGUCAUAGUAUAACCGAAUCCAGAGCGCUUUUAUGCUUUGCAGUUUUGUUGGAGAAAGGCCCUGAUGAAGUUCAAUACAAUUCAGCAAUGGCAUUGAUGGAGAUUACAGCAGUAUCCGAGCAAAACGCAGAAUUGAGGCGUUCAGCUUUCAAACCUACUGCACCGGCUGCUAAAGCAGUAGUCGACCAGUUCUUGCGAAUCAUCAACAAAGCAGACUCGGAACUCCUCAUUCCAAGCAUUAUAUCCAUUGGGAAUUUGGCCAGAACUUUCCGAGCAACGGAAACAAGAAUUAUUGGUCCAUUGGUGCAGCUCCUAGAUGAUAGGGAACCCGAGGUUACAAGCGAGGCAGCAAUCGCAUUGAGCAAAUUCGCAUGUACGGAUAAUUUUCUCCAUGUCAAUCAUUCUAAGGCCAUAAUUGAUGCAGGAGGUGCUAAGCACCUAAUCCCAUCUAUAUACUUCGGCGAGCAAAUGGGCAAUUUUGGAAACAACGAAAUAAAUUUUCCUCUAUUAAAGAGCAAGACUUCCUCAACACAAUUCAACUGCACUACAUUCAUGGCUGCAAGAGUGAUUAUUGCACUGCUUCUUUUUCUCUUCUGUGUUUCCCAGGCUUCGUCUGGUUUAAGGAUUGAUGAAGAAAAGAAACAUCACAGCGAGGCAUUUCAUGUGUUUUCCAGAGGCACAGACAGAAAUCUCAUGCAGGAUAUGGUUCUUAGGAUCACGAAAUACUUUGACACUCGUGCUCCGGCUCUGAUUUUGGCUCCAGCUCCAACCCCAGCCCACAGCAUCGACUGUGGUGGGCUGUGCAAGUACAGGUGCAGCCAGCACUCUAGGCAAAAUUUGUGCAUGAGGGCAUGUGGGACUUGUUGUGUGAGGUGCAAGUGUGUGCCACCAGGAACCUCUGGCAAUAGAGAGAGAUGUGGAACGUGUUAUACUGAUAUGACCACCCAUCACAACAAGACUAAGUGUCCUUAG
Molecule: messenger RNA, 2268 nt
Organism: Fraxinus pennsylvanica
Lineage: Eukaryota; Viridiplantae; Streptophyta; Magnoliopsida; Lamiales; Oleaceae
Source: the annotation of a GenBank genome assembly